GUGUGUGUGUGUGUGUGUGUGACUGAGCCUGCAUGGCUGUCUGUGUCACUCUAUUUCUGACCAGUUGCCCCGUCAGUGUAUGUGUUAGAGACAGUGAAGCUGUGUGCCUUGUUCUGGUCAACUGGAAUUGAACAGAGAGCGCCAACUUAAGGUGGAAUUACAACACGAUUCAACAAGUGAAGCCAUUUCAAGGUCCACAGUGUCACUGUUUCUGUUUGUUGUUGGGCGCCUUCCUCACCUCCACACAUCUGGCCGACCGCUCUCUUCACCUGACCCUUGACCCCUGCUCCCUCCACAGUUGGCUGCCAUGGCACUAUCCUCACGCUUAAAACUAUGGGAACAAAAGAUCAAGGAGGAAAACACGCCCCCACCGGUCCAGCCCCCUCCCCCUGUCUCCGUCGUGCCGGGAGGCUUCCUCAAGCAGCUGGUCAGAGAGACGGAGAAGGAGAUCAAACAGAAAGAGCCGGAAAACAAGUCGGAGGACAAACCGCAGCCCAGCAAGCUGAGUGAUAAGCUGGUCCAGCAGUUCCUGGCACCAGACGAGACUCCACCUAUCCUGGAGGCUGAGAUGGCUCUCCGCGCCGAGCAGGUGCUCAACGGCGAUAACGGUCGCCACAUGAUUCCGCCCAUGUCCGAGAAGAAGACACCCAGGAGGGUGCUGUCGCCGGCCUCGUCCAAACCCACGUCGCCCGAAGCCACGUCGCCGAAGCCCGACAACAUGCUGGGGUCAGCGAAGAGCUCGGACAGCGUGGAAAGGACCCGUUCAACAGAGCAGGCCAAUCUACAGCAGACUCGGUCACCUGACCAGGCCAAACCACAGCAGGUGGAGAAGAAGGAUAAGAAAGUAGAGCUGAAGCAGAAGGAGGAACAACAGCAAAAGAAAGAGCAGAAGAAAGAGUUGAAGAAGGAGGUGAAGAAAGAGGGGAUGCCGGAGGAAAGGCAGGAUCCAGAGGGGCAACAGGCAGAGAGCAUCGUCACAGAGCAGCCCAAGAAACAAGAACCACCGCAGAAAGACGUGUGGUAUGAGGCUGGAACUGUGUGGCUGGUCCAGAAAGAUGGCUUUGCACUUGCGACACACCUGAAGCCUGACGAGGGAACAAUGGAGCUUCCAGACGGGAAGGUGAGGGUGCGUCUGGAGAGAGACGGCUCCAUUCAUGAUGUCGCACCCUAUGACAUAGAGAAGUUGAACCCAGCAGAGCAGAACCUGUGUGAGGACCUGAGUGAGCUCCAGAGUGUAACGGAGUGCGGUGUUCUCCACACACUGACCAGCCGAGCCAAAGCCCACCUGCCACUCACACACGCCGGACCCAACCUGCUUACCCUCUGGCCCCCGGUACCUCCUCCAGGCAAGAGUCACCGUGCGCGGCGCUGGGAUGGUAUCUGGGAUGCUCCGUCUCAGCUGCAGGCGUUGGCGAGGCGCGUGUACGUGUCGAUGGUGGGCACGCGCCGGGACCAGAGCGUGGUGCCACUGGGCCGCACUGGAACGGGCAAGACCACCGCGUGCCAGUCCUUCUGCCAGGAGCUGCUCAAGCAGGCCGGCACUGCCGGAGACACACUCACAUCGGAGAAGCUGCAGGCUGUGUUUACGGUGCUACGCUCCUUCGGCUGUGUGAGUUCCCCUCACAGUGACGCAUCGUCCCGCUUCGCCAUGGUGCUCUCCCUGGACUUCAACCAUGCUGGACAUGCAGCUGCAGGACAUCUACAGACUCUGAUGCUGGAGAAGUGGAGAGCAUGUCGGAGGAUGGAGGGCGAGAGCAACUUCCUGGUUUUCGCUCAGAUGCUGGUUGGCCUGAACACAGAAAUGAGGACAGAGCUGCAGCUCCAUCAGCUGGGUGAGGCCAACUUGUUCGGUAUCACUGCGCCAACCAAGGUGGAGGAGAAGCAGAGGGCGACGGUGGGCUUCGGAAGACUGUUGGCUGCCAUGGAUACGCUGGGUUUCACCGCCAACGAGCAGCGGGCCAUCUGGCACGUGCUGGCCGGAAUUUACCACCUGGGGGCCGCCGGGGCCUGCAAAGUUGGUCGUAAGCAGUUCAUGAGCUUUGACAGUGCUCAGGUGGCCAGUUCGGUGCUGGGCUGUGAAGGGGAGGAUCUGCACACCGCUGUCUUCAAGCACCACCUGCGGCAGCUACUACAGAGGGCCACCGGGGGCACCAGAGAGCGACACACUGCUGACGAGCAGGAAGAUGGCCAUAAGCUGACACCAACUCAGUGUGUGGAAGGAAUGGCCUCAGGCCUCUACGAGGAGGUCUUCACAACUGUGGUCUCUCUUAUCAACAGGGCGCUGUGCUCCCAGCAGCUGACGCUGGCCUCAGUGAUGGUGGUAGACGCUCCGGGGCUGCGCAACCCUCGCUACAGCGGAGAGGAGAGGGCAGCCGGCUUCUCCGAGCUCUGCCACAACUACCUGCAGGAGCGCCUCCUGGAUCACCACUUCACACACACCUUCACACACACACUGGACAGGUACACACAGGAGAAAAUUAAGGUGGAUUUCGUCGCCCCGGAGACGAGCCCUGCUGAGGUGGUGUCGGCCAUCGAUCAACCUGCCCUCCAGGUGCGGGCAGCGGACGGGGACCCCCGCGGGCUGCUCUGGCUUCUGGACGAGGAGCUCAUCACUCCGGGGUCUACCGAGAGCGCCGCGCUGGAGCGACUAAGCCAGUACUUCAGCGACACAGUGCGUCAGUGUGAGCAGCCUCUUCAGUGUGAGAUCGCCCAUCAGCUGGGUGCUGACCCGGUCCGCUAUGACCUGACCGGCUGGUUCGGACUGCUCCAGAACAACCCCUCUGCCCUCAACGCUGUGUCUGUGCUGCAGAACUCCACUCUGACGUUGGUGAAGAGUCUGUUCUCUGCGCGCGCCGCUGUGCCCCCCCUGUGUCGCGGUCUGGGGGGGAUGGAGGGGGGGUCUCAGCGCUCUCUGGAGCGGAGCGGAGCGGUCAGGAAGACCUUCAGCGCCGGCAUGGCCGCCAUCAGGAGACACUCACACAGCAUCUCAGUUAAACUGCAGGCGGAUGCUCUGGUGAAUCUAAUUCGCCGUGCUUGUCCAGUCUUCCUGCAGUGUGUGAGUGCAAAGGCAGAUGCAGCAGGAGCAUUUGACAUUCCAGCACUCCGCACCCAGCUCCACUCCACCAACACCCUACAGACCCUGCAGCUGUACCGCACAGGUUACCCGGAGCACAUGUCUCUGAGCGACUUCCGCUGCCGUUUCCAGGCGUUGUCUCCCCCAGUGAUGAAACGCUACGGCUCUGUGUUCAUCACGCCUGACGAGAAAAAGGCAGUGGAAGAGCUGCUUGUGGAACUGGACCUGGAGAAGAAGAGUACUAUCCUGGCAGUCAGCAGGGUGUUCAUGAAACGGGGAAUGUUGCAGUAUCUGGAGCAGCAGAGAGACCAGCUCCUGAGCGACUGGCUAGUGCAGCUGCAGGCCUGCUGUGAAGGUCAUCUGGCUCGCCAGCGCUACCGACGCAUGAAGGUUCAGCAGAUGGCCGUGAGGUGCCUCCAGAGGAACGUCCGCGCGCUGACGGCCGUGUCCAGCUGGUGCUGGUGGAAACUGCUCUGCAGAGUGCGCCCCUUGCUGGACGUUAACAUAGAUGACCACAAGUUCCGCACCAAAGACGAUGAGAUUACUGCUUUGCGAAGACGUCUGGAGAAGUCAGAAAAGGAGAGAAAUGAGCUUCGACAGAAUGCAGACAGUCUAGAGACAAAGGUGACGGCCAUCUCAUCUGACCUGAGUGAUGAGCGUUUCAGAGGGGAGGCGGUGAGCCAGGCCCUGGAUGUGGAGAGGGCUGAGAGAUUACGACUGAGCAAAGAAAACAAGGAACUACAGGCACGUCUGGAUCAGUGUAAAGUGUCUAUUGAGGCGUUAGAGAGGCAGCUGGAGGAGGAGAAACAGAAGGCUGAGAGCCGAGAGAAAGCAAGUGUACCUGGAACAGAGAGUGAGAUGCAACUGCAGCUUGACUGUGCACAGACAGAAGUGGAGUUUCUACGCAAACGACUAAAGCAGACAGAAGAGAGACUGGAAUCAGAGAGGCAGAACAAGGAGUUACUGGACACUAAGGUGUUGGAGCUGCAGGCUCAGCUGGAGCAGUCCAAGCGGUCACUGACGGAGCUGAAACGCCACUGUCGACGUGUGACCUCUGACCUUCAAGACGCACGUGUGCUCACCGACAGCCUGCAGGGACGCACGCACGAGCUGGAGAGGAAACAGAGGAGGUUUGACAGCGAGCUGACCCAGCAUCUGGAGGAAGCUGAGAGUGAGCGUGAGCAGAAGGAAAAAUCUCUACAGGAGAACACGGCCCUGGGGGCCCAGCUCUUCACACUGAGACGCACGCUCACGGAGAGCCAGGCGGAGGUGAGUCGUCUCCAGCAGCAGAAGGAGGAGCUGUGUGCUCAGAUCAGAGACCUGAGUGUUCCGGCAGCAGUCACCAGCGACUCCAUCCCUGAGCUCAAGAAGCAGCUGCGGGAGCUGCAGACGCACGACUCGGACAAGGCCCACGAGAUCAGCACACUCAAGGGCAAGAUACAGCAGCAUCAACAGAUGCACCUGCGCUUUGAGAUGGAGAUGGAGCGCAUGAAGCAGAUCCACCUGAAGGAGCUGGAGGACAAAGAGGAGGAGCUGGAGGAUGUGCAGAGGUCAUCUCAGAGACGGCUCAGGCAGCUGGAGAUGCAGUUGGAGCAGGAGUAUGAGGAGAAGCAGAUGGUUGUCCACGAGAAACACGACCUGGAGGGCCUCAUCGCCACCCUGUGUGACCAGGUGGGUCACAGAGACUUUGACGUGGAGAAGCGUUUGCGUCGGGACCUGAAGCGGACUCACGCUCUCUUGGGUGACGCUCAGCUGUUGUUGUCCACUAUGGACACCCCAGGAAAGCCCGUCGUCCCUGGCAACAAGGACGAGCUGGAGCGCUUGCACUUCCAGCUGGAGGAGAGCGAGGCGCGGCGUCUGGAGGCUGAGAGUGUCCAGAAGACUCUGGCCAUGGAGUUGGAGAAUGCACAGCUGGAACUGGACAACAUCUGCAAACACAAGAGCCUGGUGGAUGAGCAGUUGUCUCAGCUGCAAUAUGAGAAGACUGAUUUGCUGAAGAGACUAGAGGAAGACCAGGAAGAUCUCAACGGACUCAUGAAAAAGCACAAGGCCCUCAUCGCACAAUCUUCCAGUGACAUCACUCAGAUCAGAGAGCUACAGGCUGAGCUGGAGGAGGUCAAGAAGGAGAGACAGACUCUACAGGAGGAGCUGCAGCAGAGUGUGACGCGGGUCCAGUUCCUGGAGUCGUCCACAGUGGCGCGCAGCAUCGUCAGCAAGCAAGAGGCCCGAGUGUGUGACCUGGAGAACAAACUGGAGUUCCAGCGUGGACAGGUCAAGAGGUUUGAGGUGCUGGUGUUGCGUCUGCGGGACAGCGUGGUGCGUCUGGGCGAGGAGCUGGAGCAGGCGGCGGAGGCGGAGGCUCGUGAGCGGGAGAGCUCGCAGUACUACCAGCAGCGGCUCCACGACAUGAAGCUGGAGAUGGAGGACCUGCUGCUCAGAGACCAGGACAGCAGCCGCCGCCGCAUGGAGCUGGAGAUGCAGGUGGAGGAGCUGACUGCAGUCCGGCAGACACUGCAAGCCGAUCUGGAGACAUCCAUCCGUCGCAUCGUGGAUCUGCAGGCUGCCCUGGAGGAGGUGGAGUCCAGCGAUGAGAGCGAUGAUGAGAGUGUUCGGACGGCUGUGGAGUCCUUCACGCGAAAGCGAGACCUUGACAGCAUAUCCAGCGUGGGGUCGGUGGGCACGGAGGAUGUGGGAGAGGGCAUCCGCACCUGGCUUGGGGUUCCACGGGGUCGAAGGUCAAGCUCCCCCUACGGUAGUGGAAGCACCACAGGACGCCAGUCUGCCACGGAUACGAUGAGCACAUACAGCUUCCGGUCUUGUGCUCAGGACCUGGAGGACGACUCUUCGGAGCGGGGUGGCGAGCGGGGUGAGAGCGGCGGCACAGGUGGUCUGGGCCGGGCGUCCUCGUCCUCUGCGUUGUCCGAGCUUCUGGAGGGCCUGCGGAAGAAGCGGGCCAGCUGGCAGAGCGGCUCAGAGGCCGGUGAGGGCAGCGCCGUGUCCCUGCCCAUCUACCAGACCACCGGGGCGUCCACUCUCCGCCGACGGCCUUCCGCCCUCUCCCUCGGCCCGGACGACAUCGACAACGAGUCCCUGGACGGCUCCGGCUCGGCUACUCCGACCCCGUCGACCCUCGCGCCGCCACGGCCGGGCAUCCUCAAGCCCCCCAGCCCCCGCCUGUCCCGCGCAUCCAGUCUGCGCUCUCUGGACGAGCAGGGGCCGGCAGGGUCCGGCUUAGGGGCACCCUCUGGUGGCGGCGCGGGGAAGCUGAGCCGCUUCAGCUCGUCCGACUCGCUGGCGUCGGUGGCGUCCUCUGUCACGUCGUCGGUGGCCGGAGGCGCCCGCCGGACACUGCCCACACUGUCCAUCCCCGAAGAGAGCGACGAAGAGGCCCGGCUCAAGCCCAUCCUGUCCGGCGCCACCUUCCAGCCAAUCAGACGCCGCCUGCUGGGCGGGCUCGUGGCGGAGGGCGGUGAGGGUCAGCUGGGGUCCGAGUCACUGGUGUUCCAGAACCGCCGCAUGGUCGACCCCGAGACGAGCCCGGAGAGGGGGCGCGGGGUCCUGCGCUCGACCGACACCGGCGACGCCGCCUUGGACAUCCUCCCGGCCAUCCGCCGCGCCCAGUCCACCAGCAGUCUGGCUGGCGGCUCACAGCGCGGAGGAAACCGGCGGGCCCUCAGCGUCCACUUCGGUGAGCUACCGCCCUCGUCCCGGGCCUCGCGCCGCGGCUCCUCCUCGGACUCGGACUCGUCCAGCUCAGGGGGGUCACAGAAGCGGCGGGGGCCGCAGGGAGAGCGUCUGGAGGCAGAGGGCAGCGAGGCGGCCGACGUCAGCUCCGUCAUGAAGAAGUACCUCAAGAGGGCUGAGGUCGACUGAGGUGAGCGAGCGCGCCCGACGAUGACGACACGUGAAAUGACACCCGCUAAUCAACACUCAAGAGCGAGCCCGACUCCUAAUGCAGCGAAGAAUCACCACUUCGAGAACUUUCGGAGGGAGGAAUAUGAACUACACAAGUUAGGGGUCGCCCUCAAUGGGGCAGGUGCUGUGUACGGACCUGAGUGAGUGCGAGCGAGCAUAGAGGCUAAUGUUUCUGUGACGCACUUGUGAAACCAUAUUCACCGUGACGCUGUUUUCGCUAUGUGAAUAAACUAGCAUGGAGUUGCAUUGUUUGUUGUCACAUCACAUGCCUUAAAGUGUCUGUAGAGACCACGCCAGCCUUUGUCUGCUGUGCUUUAAGUAGCAGGUCCGACUCAGCUCCCCCUGAGAGGGACAACACUCCACCGUCAGGAGGAAAAGCACAAAAAAAGUACACCUGAAAUUAAAACACUUUGUACACAAGAAUAAAAAUAAACAUGUAAAA
Messenger RNA from Alosa sapidissima (American shad), 7430 nucleotides. Its product is annotated as unconventional myosin-XVIIIb-like. Gene Ontology annotation, molecular function: ATP binding; cytoskeletal motor activity; protein binding. Gene Ontology annotation, cellular component: myosin complex. The transcript has 43 exons. NCBI's taxonomy places the organism in Eukaryota, Metazoa, Chordata, Actinopteri, Clupeiformes, Clupeidae. The coding region runs from base 308 to 6946 and encodes 2212 amino acids. The record is from RefSeq and is a predicted model, not a curated record.